Molecule: messenger RNA, 6446 nt
Organism: Procambarus clarkii (red swamp crayfish)
Lineage: Eukaryota; Metazoa; Arthropoda; Malacostraca; Decapoda; Cambaridae
Source: RefSeq, a predicted model, not a curated record
CGCUGGGAGUGGUUAAGUACUGUACGCAAGGUAAUUUGUUUACGUCUGACUCCCUCCUGCUAGGUGAGGUAGUCGACUGCUGUCUGUUGCUGGAAGAGGGACGAUGUGGUGGCUUGAAAAAGCCAGGAGAGUGGCCGCCAUGAUGGCAGUGUGGUCAGUGGUGGGAGCGGUGAUGGCGGCGGCGCUCCACACUACACUUGACCACGACUCCGGACUACCUCCACUCCCCUCGCUUGCUGACCUGAUGGAGUCCAUGGAUGAUGAACCCUUCGACACUCUUGCUGACCUUGACAAGUAUUCCGCUAAAAUUCGGGAUCGUGCACAUGUCCUGAUCUCUAAGGCAUUUGCUGCAGAAACCCGUAGAUAUAAAAGAGCUUUGGAUAUAAAGUCUGUGAAUGUGACUGGUACACAUCCUUACGACGUAGGCUUCGGAAGUUUAUUGGGGAAAGUUACUGGCUUGGAGUUGCUGAUGGAAAAGAACCGGCUCUUCUGCAUCUUGGGGAGCUACAGAAAUGAGAGCCAGGUAAUAGUUGAAUUAUCAUGGCCAGAGGGCAAGGUGUUACGCACGAUUCCGUUCCAGCUGUCUUCUCCAACUGCUGAUAAAAUUGACAGGAUUACAGCUUCUAUGCACAUGAAUUUUGUGUGGAUGGCUUUGGGGUCGACAUCGUCACAACUGGUGACCAUUGUGUGCAUGAACCCAGAGAACGGCCAAGUGACUAUCCCACAAAACAUACCCGUACAAAAAUUGGGUGAUCUGCAUAUGUUCCAAGCCAAUGCAGAGUUGUUUCUGGUGGUCGGUGAGCAUUACUUUGGGAACUCCUGUGAUGCUGGUAUAGACUCUGCCCUUUUUAUGCUCAUGGGUAAAUAUUUUGACCGUGUUGAUGGCUUGAAGCUGAGGACUAAAGGAGUACAGGCAAUAACAGGCUUUGCCGAUAGUGGGAACUACUAUCUUGUUCUUGGACUGAGAUGUGUUGAUGGAUCACAGGUAUACAAAUUUGAUUCGCUAAUGAAUUCGAUAGAACUGAUUCAGCAGCUUUCUGAUGACGAUGUGUUGGAAGUCCUUCACUAUGUAGAUAGACACGAUCGAAAACACUACGUUGUUACUCUGAACAAUGGCGGUACACCGAAGAUCUACUGGUGGACAAGAGAGCAAUUGCAAGAGUGGCAGAACUUGCAGUCGAAGCCCAUUGAUCGCACCUACUCGAUUGGUAUUAAUUUCUUUGACAACUUGGAGAAUUUGAUAUUGCUGUCACAUGGGUCGGAGAUAACCUUCUACACGGACGACAUGUCGGCUCACUACAUCCCCACGUUCACCGCCAAGACGUCCUGCACCACCGUUUCUAAUCUCCAUGGUAUAAAGAUGGCACAAGAUUACGUAAUUAUCUACACGUGUCAAAAUCUCCAGACUGGCAAGGCCACUGUCGAAGGAAUGAAACUGAUAUAUCAUGAUAUAGAAUUGCUUGAAUCGGAGAAGAGUGCAGAUUCUCUUCUAAAGUGUCUUGAUGAACUGGGCCAAGCCCUAGAGCAGAGAAGGGAGGAUAUAGCCUAUAUAGAAGAUCUUCUAUCUUCAAAUUCCUUGAUGACUGUUGAUAACUCGCAAACUUGGAGUGGCCCGAUAAUCUUUACCCAGGGAUUGACUGUUAGCGGUACAACCACCUUCGCCGAUACCCUCACUCUCAAGGGCUCGGUUGAUGCUACCAAUGAAGAAUCUUUCUCUCAGUUUGUCUUGCUCACCAGCAGCCUGCAGAAUAAUGUGAACGCCUUGGUUAACGAUUCGACUAGGAUACUCUACUUCACGGGAGACCAGACACUCACGGGACCAAUCACGGCUUCAUCCCUAACGAUUGACAAAGCCUAUUUUAACCUUCUAAAAAUACAAAAGAUAAAUGGCAUACCUUUAUUGGGUAUAGAGAAAGAGUUCCUAAUCAGUGGGGUCGAUCAAGUCAUAGAUACCAGCGUGACGGUGACCUCCAUGAAAGCAGACCUGUUUACAACACGAAGUUCUCUAGUCACAGGAACUAUUAAUGGCAUCUUGACUGCAGAUUUCAUGCGCAAAAGUGUUAGUAACCAGGUGAUAAAGGGCGAGCACACGUACAAGACCCUGACGUGUGGCGGUAUAUCAAACACUGCCAGUGGAGUAAAAUGGCUCUCUAUCAAUGGCAUAGAUUCUUCAACCAUUGUCACAAAGGGUGCUAAUGUAACUUUCCUGGAUAAAAAAAUAUUUAACAAGUUGAAAGUUCUUGGCCAGAUCAACACGGGACUAGUCAAUGGUAUGGACGCAAGUGGGCUGGCUAAUAACGUCAUAUAUACAGACGUCACGCACACCCAGACAUUGACUGGGUCUUAUUCAUUUGCUUCUGUCCAGGUGGAUGGUAAUGUUGAUGUAACUACCAUUAAUGGCAUUAACUUGAGAGAUUUAGAUGCUUCUGUUGUGAAAACCUCUGGAGAUUUUACAUUGAAAGGUCCGAUAACUUACAAGACAGGCUUGACUGUUGGCGGAGAUCUUAAUAUCGGCUCUAUUAAUGGCUUGGACUGGGAUAACCUGGUUGACCUCCAGUCUCAAGAUGUCAUCACUGCAAAUUACUAUUUUUCUAAAGGAUUUGUCUCGGAUGCUGUAAGGUGCGACAACAUCAAUGGACUAGAUUUAAGUAAGGAUGUGGUUCUUACGGAUACCCAGCAAACCAUUUAUGGACGAGUAACCUUCAAUAGUGAUGUGAUGGUUACUGGUCCAGCUGGAGUGACAAUGGGAGAAGGAGUUACCAUCAACAACAUUGACAUCUCGAGCCUUAAAGUGGAUGCAACAAGCCUUGGUGUUCUGGUCGUGGAGGAUCCCGCCAACUUCACUGUACCUCUUACUUGUACUGGUGAUGUUACCGUCCAGACAAUCAAUGGUCUGGUACUGGAUGGCAUAGAAGAGAGGUACUGGAGGCGCUCUGUUGAUCAGGACAUUAACGUCAGGGUGCACAUCAACCAAGCUAUUUUUCUCAACGAAGUGACAGGGUCUAGUAUUAAUGGCAACCAGAUGACAGACUACCUAGACUUCGGCAGCUCCCAGUUGAUCACUGGUUCCUAUACUUUCCAGAGCUCCGUAAGAGUGAAGGGAAACCUGGAAUUGGGUCCAGAAAGUACUGUGAAUGGCAUAGAUAUUGGGGCCCUGAACAACACUGUGAUGACCCUGUCUGGUGACCAGACCAUUGAAGGACCAGUGGAAUGCAAGGGCAGAAUGACUAUUGAGAACCUAAGUUUGUCUGGUAGGCUCAAUGGCAUGGAUCUUUAUAAGGAUUUCAUGAGACUGGACCAAAGUUUAUGGCAUACAGGUCACGUUACAUUCGCGUCCAAAACCGUAGCAACACAUAUGAAAUUAAAUGGUCACUUGACUGUAGAUUCCCUAAAUGGAUUUGAUGUCCAAGCCUUGGCAGCCGAUAUGGUGCUGGUCGACCAGGAUGCCUUAAUAGAGGGAUCUUUUGGCCUUCAGUUCACCAGCGCACUAAGUGUUCAAAGUCUUAAUGUGAGUGGAACUAUUGACGGAGUGAAUAUAGAGGACCUUAUGAGGCGCGCGCUCAUGAAGUCGACGACAUCUGCUCAGGAGGUGACGGGUCGUGUGACGGUGACGGGCGGGGUCCACUUCCAGCAGCCGCCUACUCUUGCCCAAGUGAAUUCCAAGAACUGGGAGAAGCACCUGAAUGAUGUUGUGUUGAAGGACUAUAGUGGUAUCAUCACUGGCACAAAGACUUUCCUUCAACCACUGAACAUCCGCGGCAACUUUGAUCCCACAACUAUUAAUGGCAUAAACGUGAUAGACUUGGCAUCCCGAUGCCUCACAAAGUCCGGUGACCAGGUUAUUCCUGGCCAUUACACCUUUAACUCUAGCAUAAAUGUGUCCUACUUGUAUUCGCCAAUAAUAGAUGGUGUCAAUGUGAGCAAUAUAUUGUUAAUUGACCAAAUUGGUAAUCUGGGAGGAACGGUUACCUUCAUGGCUGAUGUGACGUUCAUAGGAGACAUUACUGUUGCAACGGACACUUUGAAUGGUUGUGACUUAAAGCUGAACUCGCGGCCAAUUAUAAAGGAUCAAUAUGGAAAUGUUAACAUCCAAGAAUCUGUACGGGUUGAGCACUUGACUGUCACGGGCAACAUCGUCUCUGACGCGGCUGUGGUGGUGGGACUUAGUCAGAAAGUUGACUUGGCUCACUUCCUCGACGCGUUGGUCUUGAAAUCUGUACCCCAAGAAAUUUAUGGUUCGGUAUCGUUUCUGGGAGAAGUCAACGUAACUUCUAUGACUGCAAUCACGAUAAAUAAUGUGGAUGUAGUGGAACUCUACAAAGACAGUGUUAUGGAUAACGAAGACACUGUUAUAACUUGCAACUUGGAGUUCAGCAGCCCACUAACGGUUAACAACGUGGUAGUGACGGCUUCGUUGUUGGGGCAGUCUGGCAGUGGCGUCUUGAUCAAUGGCGUCAGUGUGGCUGCCCUGUACUCGCAGGCAGUUCUUGCUAACGGCCACACCUUCGUAAUCACGGGGAACAAGACCUUCUCUAAUGGGUUCUCUACGGACAGUCUCACCGUUAAUAAAACGCUGGGUGGUGUAGCAGUGAGCGACCUAGUGGUCUUCUCUACCACAGGCCAGGUUGCUCAGGAAGUUUCCUUUGUCGCUCCAAUCUCGAUUCAUGGGAAUCUAAAGGUCCUUGGCUUGCUGGAUGGUGUGGAUCUUUCAUACAUAUUCGCCAAGAGGGUAAUGCUCAACGAGACGCAAACAUUGUACGGUGCUUGCAAGUUCGAUGCCAUCAGUGUGAAGGGUGACCUUGAAGUGGAGAAGAUUAACGACGUAUUGAUAGCAGACCUAGUUGUGAAAGUUGGCAAGAGCUCUCAGAUCAUAACUGGCAUAAAGACCUUUAAUGGUGGGCUAACUGUUAAUGGCCCCAUUAAUACUACUCUACUGAAUGGAUUAGAUAUAUCGACACUCGGCAGCGCCAUAGUGAGGACUGACCAAAAUUAUACCAUAAAAUGGCCUGUAACAUUUGAAGCCUCUGUGAGAGCCUCAUUAUAUAUAGCCGAAGGAACUGUAGGAAGAGUAGAUGUGCACAGGCUCAGCCAGAACAUAUCUCUAGUCUCUCAAGAACUAGACUCUCGCAACACUUACAUCAGGAACCUGUAUAGAGAAACUGUGAAUAUAACUAAAGAAAAUUAUGCUGGAGCAAGAGAUAUGUUUUUAGUGUUGGCAUAUUUGGAGAAGAUCAUGUUAAACCACCUGGGCCAUGUUGGCGGUUUGAAGUUUAUUACAAACUAUAGACUUAUCGCUGGCAAUAAUUUCCUGAGUGUGAAGAGCUGCAAUAGAAAUUGCGUGUGUGAUGCAGAAACUAGAUUAUAUAGGGUUGGUGCUACUGGCAGCAUAGCUGAAGAAGCGAGCCUAGUGUCGUCUGGGUCGUUGUUCGUGUUGAGCCACCCAUCCCUAGAUCUUCAGAUAACGCUUAAUUUAACCUGUACUCCUAGUGUAUCCACGCAUGUCGAGGUAGAGACGAUAAAGGAAGGAUACCUUCGUACUGUGCUGAAGACCCAGCUGUCAAUGGGGCUAGUAGCAGAUGCUGGACUCUUCGUUGAUGGAGGCAUGACUUACAUUGUAACGGCGGCAAUGUUCGAGGAUGAAAGGAACGCAUCGUCAAAGGCCAUGAUCUGCACACUGAAGUAUGAUCAUAACACUGCGCGUCUGACCUUGGUGUGGGAAGAGGCAUCUCAAAGGAGUGCCACGAAAUUAGACUUGACCAUGAUAAAUAACCAGUGGUUCUUGUUGGUGGCUAAUCGGUUGGGAAGUGAAAAUGUAAACGUGUAUACGGCUGUAUCGAAGCUAUACGUUUGGGAUGGCACUGGAGAAAGGUUUAUCGCCAAAGGAGAGUACGUUGCGGACCAUGUAACUUGUGGCAUGUUCUUGAAGUCCAGUCGACCAGUGGAGGAAAAUUUCUUCACCUUAACGCAACUUAAGGCAGCCAAAUAUCCAGUAUUCGAAGAUAAUCUUGAAUAUACAAAAAAAGUAUUGGUCUUCAGAUACAACAAUGAUUCGAACAGCUUUGCAGAAUUUGAAUCCCUAGACACUUUUGGCGUUGUUGAUCAAGCUACUGUGACUGUAGGUGACAGUCUGUACUUGUUGCUCCUCUCGCAAGUCAAGGAAAAGCUCGAUAUCUAUGAAUACUUCCCUCUUGAGGGCUUCAAAUUGUAUCAAAAAGUGGCUGUUGGAAACCCUUACGCACUAGAGGUGAUAGUCCUACAAAAUGACACUUUCGUCGUAGUGUCAACCACGUCACCUGAAGGAAUACUGACGUUGAAGGUUAACACAAAGGGUGUAGAUCCAAGAAAGCUAAACUGAAUUUUGUAUUACCUGUGAAGCCCUUGUUAAGUUUGUGUAUGAAAGAAUAUUACCGUUUUAUAGGAUUUUAUUUAAAAUAUUGUCUGUACCA